AUGGAUUGGUCUACGCUUCGAGAAUCUGAUGCUAACGCCCUGGCUGCCGAUUUCCACGAACUACUCAACAUCAAGGUUCCUUUCCUUGCUGAUUGGAUAUUGUACGACAUCAAGGACAAAAUCGACCCUAAGCAGUUUGGUAACAGACGCGGUACUUCGAUUGUGCAUUGCCUCGUCAGCCUGUUGGACACCAUCCAUACAGGUAUCGACACCUCUGGAACCUUCGCUAAUCUGUGCACAAUAGACUUCAGUAAGGCGUUUGACCACGUUAAUCACGCGAUUGUGAUCCAGAAGCUGAUUGGGUUAGGAGUAGAUCGCUCUAUCAUCCCUACUUUAUGUAGCUUUUUGUCUCAGAGAACGCAAACUGUCCGCUACCAUGGAACAACCUCCCAGGAGAGAUCCAUCACUUGUGGAGUGCCACAGGGAACACGUUUGGGCCCGAUACUUUUUUUGGUAUUGGCCAACGAUGCUGCACAGAUGACUGAGAACCGCUGGAAGUACGUAGAUGACCUAACUUUGUUGGAGGUCAUUAACAAAUUUCAACCGUCCCAAUUACAGUCUCAUGUCGAUUACCUUACUACUUGGUGUCAGGAAAAUGAUGUUAUCCCGAAUGCCGCUAAGUGCAAGGCUAUGCAAGUCUCCUUUCUCCGAACUCCACAGCAUCCUCCUGAUCUGCUCAUCGACUCAGCUAGCCUGGAGAUUGUUUCCGCGAUUAAGUUGCUCGGGGUCAUCAUCAAAUAUGACCUCAAGUUGGAUCAACAAGUCGAUCGCAUCAUAUCAAACGCGUCGAGGAGAUUGUUCAUCAUCAAUAAGUUAAAAAGGAAUGGGGUCAACACUCAAGAUUUGGUGACAAUCUAUCAGCUCUACAUUCGACCGGUACUGGAGUUUGCGCCCCCCGUUUGGACUUCUGGUAUAACGAAGACUCAGGCUGAAACCAUCGAACAUAUUGAAUUUCAGGAGCGUUAA
This is a messenger RNA of Strongylocentrotus purpuratus (purple sea urchin), 966 nucleotides long. Its product is annotated as probable RNA-directed DNA polymerase from transposon X-element. The transcript has 4 exons. NCBI's taxonomy places the organism in Eukaryota, Metazoa, Echinodermata, Echinoidea, Camarodonta, Strongylocentrotidae. The record is from RefSeq and is a predicted model, not a curated record. Bases 1 to 966 code for a protein of 321 amino acids.